Colletotrichum orchidophilum is the source of this 315-nucleotide messenger RNA. Its product is annotated as cupin 2 conserved barrel domain-containing protein. The annotation marks the transcript as partial. Lineage: Eukaryota; Fungi; Ascomycota; Sordariomycetes; Glomerellales; Glomerellaceae. The transcript has a single exon. The record is from RefSeq and is a predicted model, not a curated record.
AGUCGACCCCGCGAGACUAUCAUAGUGCUAUACGACUACAAAUUGAAGAGUGCCGAGGAAAAGUCGGUCGUCAGCGUCGAAGUGACCCACCCACCCAACGAGACCACUCCACAACGCCACGCGGGGGCUACGGUUUUAGCGCAUAUAGUCGAGGAACGAAGAGUCAGUGGCAUGAAUGGGAACCCGCUAAAGGUGUAUGAGGUGAGAUUAAGCUUCAUGGAGUCGCCCGGCUGCCAUCCCACAGUCAGAGAAAACAGCAGUGAAAGUCGUGCAGGGCUGAUUACUGUCUUCAUUUUGAAUACUGAGGUUUUUUAA